This is a messenger RNA of Kogia breviceps (pygmy sperm whale), 2869 nucleotides long. Lineage: Eukaryota; Metazoa; Chordata; Mammalia; Artiodactyla; Physeteridae. The record is from RefSeq and is a predicted model, not a curated record.
AUGCAUGUUCCUGGCCUCCCGUCUGGAUGGGGGGCGGGAAGGAGAACCCCCACCACGGCUCGUCCCGCUAGCUCAUCUUGGCAUCAUCAAAACUGCCACCGGGAAGAGGAGGACAGCUGGGACGACAGGAUGGGUGGACCCCCAACACGGACCCCAGCUCAGCCAGAGCGUUAUGCAGAGGAGAAUGGUUGCAAAAUAUGGAAACCAAGUUUACUGCUUUCCAGAGUGAGGGCGGCUGCUGCGCGGCCGUUGAGUUCCCUUGAGCGCAGUGACAGGUCCGAGGGGGUGAGGGACAAAACCCGAUGUGGCCUCCCCUGGCUCUCUACAACCUCCUCCUUCCCCCAGCACAACCUCUCCUCCCACCCUGCGGGAGAGGGGGCACCGAGGCGGUGGUCGCCGCGCCGCGCGCCUCCCCCGCCGGCCUUUGUCGCCAUCCGAAUUCCCAUGCUACUUUUUUUGACGGGUCACUGGUGGCUCUAUAGGCAGGUGCUACGGCGGGGUUGCCGUAUUUUAGAUAUCCCCUGUAAAGUGUGUGGCGACCGCAGUUCGGGGAAACACUAUGGGGUCUACGCCUGCGACGGCUGCUCGGGGUUUUUCAAACGAAGUAUCCGAAGGAAUAGGACGUAUGUCUGCAAAUCUGGAAACCAGGGAGGCUGCCCGGUGGACAAGACACACAGAAACCAGUGCAGGGCGUGUCGGCUGAAGAAGUGUUUGGAAGUCAACAUGAACAAAGAUGCCGUGCAGCAUGAGCGGGGGCCUCGGACGUCCACCAUCCGCAAGCAGGUGGCCCUGUACUUCCGUGGACACAAGGAAGAGAAUGGGGCUGCCGCACACUUCCCCUCCGCAGCACUGCCCGCGCCAGCAUUCUUCACCGCGGUUACGCAGCUGGAGCCCCACGGCCUGGAGCUGGCCGCCGUGUCCGCCACCCCUGAGCGGCAGACCCUCGUGAGCCUGGCUCAGCCCACGCCCAAGUACCCCCAUGAAGUGAAUGGGACCCCAAUGUAUCUCUAUGAAGUGGCCACAGAGUCAGUGUGUGAAUCAGCUGCCAGGCUUCUAUUUAUGAGCAUCAAGUGGGCUAAGAGUGUGCCAGCUUUCUCCACGCUAUCUUUGCAAGACCAGCUGAUGCUUUUGGAAGAUGCUUGGAGAGAACUGUUUGUUCUAGGAAUAGCACAAUGGGCCAUUCCGGUUGAUGCUAACACUCUACUGGCUGUAUCUGGCAUGAAUGGUGACAACACAGAUUCCCAGAAGCUGAACAAGAUCAUAUCUGAAAUACAGGCUUUACAAGAGGUGGUGGCUCGGUUUAGACAACUCCGGUUAGAUGCUACUGAAUUUGCCUGUCUAAAAUGCAUCGUCACUUUCAAAGCUGUUCCUACACACAGUGGUUCUGAACUGAGAAGUUUCCGGAAUGCUGCCGCCAUCGCAGCUCUUCAAGAUGAGGCUCAGCUAACUCUCAACAGCUACAUCCAUACCAGAUAUCCCACUCAACCCUGUCGCUUUGGAAAACUCCUGUUACUUUUGCCAGCUUUACGUUCUAUUAGUCCAUCAACCAUAGAGGAAGUGUUUUUCAAAAAAACCAUCGGCAAUGUGCCAAUUACAAGACUGCUUUCAGAUAUGUACAAAUCCAGUGAUAUCUAAGCUCUCCAAGUCCCUACUUUUCAGGAUGGGACAGUAUCUGAUGAACUUCUACCCAUGGAGAACAAGCCUCAACUAACAAACCCUUCAGGAAGCAUAAACCUGGGAAUGUGUAGCCUUCAGGAAAAAAUGUCAAUUGACACAAAACAAUUCCAGUAGCUCUGACCUGCUGCCUCACCCAGGGUGGGGUGGCCUGGAAGGAAAGGGGGUGUAAGAGGACCGCCUGAGCAGAGAGGACUCACUGCUACCAUGCCCUGGGAGGGGACCGAAUUCAGGGUUGCCACAGGCCAGGCUAUUCUGCCUCUUACCUGGAAGAUCAGGCUGACCUAUCAACAGCUGAAACAUAAGUAGAAUAUUUUUUUUUCCCUUUUAGCAUAUAAAGUUGGGUAACCAAAUAUAGUUCUGUGUAUAACAUCAUACAGCAGCCUUCAGAACUAUCUUAUGUUGAAGAAUUUAUUUCAACAAUAAUGGUUAGGUUUUAAAUCAAAAGUUUUAUCAAAAGUUUCCCUUCUAUUGUACUACUUCAUAAAGUGGCCUUCAGAACUGAGUUAAUAAGUGAAAGGUAGCUUAUGCUGUGAGAUUUGCUUUUUCUCUCUCUUCUUCCUUUCUCUUUCUUUCUUCCUCUUCCUCCUCCUCCCCUUCCCCUUCCCCCUUCUCCUUCUCCCCCUCCUCCUCCUCUCCUUCUUCUUCUUAAUACCAUAGGCCAGGCAACCUUGUCAAAGGAAUUGGUGGACGAAAAUGAGAUUCUCACCAGGACUUCAGGUUGGAUAACAUCUAAAAAUAGAAGAGCUUUACUAAAAGAACACAAGUCGAGGGAGGAUGAAUAAAAACAGCAAAACCAAAUAAAGUGGAGAUGAAUGAUGGAGUGAGGCAGACUGCUGUCCCAUUAACAUAGUGCUGAAACCAAAGGCAAUGGGGGUCCAAACUCGUGUUUCAGCGAGUCACACCAGACAGUAAAUGAACAGAGACAUGAGACCAGAAGGAACUUCAAGGAGAUGGAUACUAAAGGGCUUCUUGAUCCAAUGCUAACAGCCUGAGACUCUUCAAUGCCUUUCAGAAAACCGGUUUCUAGUAAAGCUUUGAAUGCCUGCACGUGCACACACACACUUCGUCCUACACUAUAAGCUGCUCCUUUGGUAUGAAUCUCUACUUAUGGAAAUGUAGAAACAAACAUUUUAAAAUAGCUGCUGUACUUUUCACAUUUUGAUUUAUUAGGUACUAGCACUGAGGAAAAAUA